AUGUACAGCAACCUGCACUGGGCCGUCGUCUGUCUCUGUAUUUACCCAGGCUCUGCUGAUGACGGCUGCUUCACUGCCGUCCUGAACAGAAGAGCCACGUUUAUCGUAGCGUCUGGAGACAGUCUGUCUCUGUCCUGUGUCGUCCAACACUGUGGACACCCGUUCACCUGGAGAUGGGUUUGGACAAACUCCACAGACGAAGAGUUCAGCUCCGUUCAAUCGGCCGAUCAUCUCCGUGUGACGAGAGAAGAUUUAUCCCCCGCUCAAACUCGCCUCGUCCUGGACCUGCUGAGAGUGAGAGAAGAAAACGAAGGAUCCUACGGCUGCAGCGUCCGGUGGGAGACGCACGAGACGGAACAGGGACAUUUAAUGUUUGUCAACGUCACUGCAGCUCGUCCCUUUGAUCGAACUUUGAACAGGAUCCUGAUUUGCUCCGCUGCUGUUCUUUGCGUCUUCAUCGCCCUGGGCCUCGUGUUCUGUCUGAGGUCGAAGGUCACGCCUCAGACUCUUCGCAGGAAGUUCACCUCAGUGACAUCAUCGCACGCCAAGCCCCGCCCAUCGGCUGAGACCCACGCUCCACUGCAGCAGAGCACGCCACGCCCUCCCCCCAGAAGACAAGCGCGCGAGAAAGACAAGAUGUCCUCCACAAAGACUCCAGGGCCGUCCCCACAGAAGACAGAGGUGGUGUACGCAGAUAUUUCCCAGGAUGCACUCGUACGACAGCAGCAGCGGCGGCGGCUCGGCGAGUCCCCACAGCCCACGGUCUACUCCUCAGUGAGGUUUACACAGCUACAAACGAGGGAAUAGUUUUACUUUACGUUUUUACUGAAUGUAUUUAGUUUUUCUGUUGCGCCUGGGCUGUAGUUAUAAUCUGUGACGCAGGUGGAUCAUUAUGUUUUACUUUGCACAUUUUAAAUCACAGUAUUUAUCUGAAAUAGAAGUAACAAGCUGACGUCUGUGUGAGGUGAAAAUGAGAACUGAUCUGCAGAAUGGAGUCUGGAAAAUAAGUGAUUUGUGUAAAAGUUCUGCUUAAACACUGACUCCAUGUAAAAUGUGAAAUAGCUAUAAAACAUAUUUUGUCCAGUUGUUCUUUCAAUGAACUUGUGUAAAUGUUCUUUUGUAUGAAAUAUGCUUCUAAAUAAUACGGUCAGCUUUAAUUUUUAUUAUCGUUGCCUUUGUGAUCAAUAAUUCACUAUUAAACCUUUAUUUUGUUGUAAACUUAACACACUAGUGCAGCUGAGCAACUAUCCAUCCAUCCAUUUUCUUCCUCUUAUCCGGGGCCGGGUCGCGGGGGCAUCAGUCUAAGCAGGGACUCCCAGACUUCCCUCACCCCGGACACGUCCUCCAGCUCCUCCGGUGGGACCCCAAGGCGUUCCCAGGCCAGCCGAGAGACAUAGUCCCUCCAGCGUGUCCUGGGUCUAGAACACCUCCCUAGGGAGGCGUCCAGGAGGCAUCCUGAGCAGAUGCCCGAGCCACCUCAGCUGGUUCCUCUCAACGUGUAGGAGCAGCGGCUCUACUCCGAGCUCCUCCCGUGUGACCGAGCUCCUCACCCUAUCCCUAAGGGUGCGCCCGGCCACUCUGCGGAGGAAGCCCAUUUCAGCCGCUUGUAUCCGCGAUCUUGUCCUUUCGGUCAUUACCCAAAGCUCAUGACCAUAGGUGAGGGUAGGAACGUGGAUUGACCGGUAAAUUCCCUCACUCGUGAACAAGACCCCGAGAUACUUGAACUCCUCCACUUGGGGCAGAGACUCACCACCCACCCGGAGAGAGCAAACCACCUUUUUCCGGUCGAGAACCAUGGCCUCGGAUUUGGAGGAGCUGAUUCUCAUCCCAGCCGCUUCACACUCGGCUGCAAACCGCCCCAGUGCUGCAGGUCCUGGCUUGAAGAAGCAUCAGGACAACAUCAUCUGCAAACAGCAGAGAUGAAAUCCUGUGGUUCCCAAACCAGACCCCCUCUGGCCCCUGAACCAGACCCCCUCCGGCCCCUGGCUGUGCCUAGAAAUUCUGUCCAUAAAUAUAAUGAACAGAACCGGUGACAAAGGGCAGCCCUGGCGGAGUCCAACAUGCACCGGGAACAGGUCUGACUUACUGCCGGCAAUGAACACAGCUCCUGCUCCGGUCAUACAGGGACCGGACAGCCCUUAGCAAAGAGCCCCGGACCCCAUACUCCCAGAGCACCCCCCAAAGGACACCACGAGGGACACGGUCGAAUGCCUUCUCCAGAUCCACAAAACACAUGUGGACUGGUUGGGCAUACUCCCAUGAGCCCUCGAGGACCCGAUGGAGAGUAUAGAGCUGGUCCAGUGUUCCACGACCAGGACGAAAACCACACAGCUCCUCCUGGGUCCGAGGUUCGACUAUCGGUCGGAUUCUCCUCUCCAGUACCUGGAAUAGACCUUACCGGGAAGGCUGAGGAGUGUGAUUCCCCUGUAAUUGGAACACACCCUCCGGUCCCCCUUUUUAUACAGAGGGACCACCACCCCGGUCUGCCAUUCCACAGGUACUGUCCCCGACCGCCACGCGAUGUUGCAGACGCGUCAGCCAAGACAGCCCCACAACAUCCAGAGACUUGAGGUACUCAGGACGGAUCUCAUCCACCCCCGGAGCCACCGAGGAGCUUGCCAACCACCUCAGUGACUUCAGCCAGGGUGAUGGACGAGUCCGCCUCUGGGUCCCCAGUUUCUGCUUCCUCCUCGGAAGACGUGACAGUGGGAUUGAGGAGAUCCUCAAAGUAUUCCUUCCACCGCCCGACAACAUCCCCAGUCGAGGUCAGCAGCUCUCCACCCGCACUGUAAACAGUGUUGGUGAAGCACUGCUUCCCCCUCCUGAGGCGUCGGACGGUUUGCCAGAAUCUCUUUGAGGCCGUCCGAUAGUCCUCCUCCAUGGCAUCCCCGAACUCCUCCCAACCCCGAGUUUUUGCCUCUGUGACUGCCCGAGCCGCGGCACGCUUGGCCCGCCGGUACUCAUCAGCUGCCUCAACUGAGUUGCUGAGCAACUAAAAAAACAUAAUUAUACAGAAUAGUUCAAAGCACUCAGAGUAUUUCAGUUUUGUGCAGAACCCAC
Messenger RNA from Periophthalmus magnuspinnatus, 3060 nucleotides. RefSeq lists its product as uncharacterized. The record is from RefSeq and is a predicted model, not a curated record. Gene Ontology annotation, molecular function: signaling receptor activity. Gene Ontology annotation, biological process: immune response-regulating cell surface receptor signaling pathway. NCBI's taxonomy places the organism in Eukaryota, Metazoa, Chordata, Actinopteri, Gobiiformes, Gobiidae. Gene Ontology annotation, cellular component: plasma membrane. The transcript is spliced from 5 exons. Bases 1 to 807 code for a protein of 268 amino acids.